CUCGCCGGCCGUCCUGCGGGCGGGCGCAGGGGGCCAUGGGCAUGGUGGUUCACACCUUUAAUCUCAGUACUCUAGGGGGCAGAGGCAGGUGGAUCUCUUGAGUUCAAAGCCAGCCUGGUAUACAGAGCAAGUUCCAGGACAGCCAAGGCUACACAGAGAAACCCUGUCUCAAAAAAAAAGGAAAUGCACUUAGUCAAAAUUGACUUCAGAAGAGAGAAGGCUAACGAUGGAAAACACUGGGAAAGUGACCAGAAAGCUGUCCUUGGUGCCAGGCCCAGUUGAUGUCACAGGCUAAGUCUUCCCCAGAGAGGAGCAGCUGGAAGCACCAUGCUGGGCUCGGAAGCUCAUGACAAGAGGCCUCCGAUGUUGACCUCAUCAAACCAGGAUUUGUCACCUCACCUCGCGGACGUGGGGCAAAUAAAGCAUUACUUCUGUGGCUGCUGCGCCGCUUUCAACAACGUGGCCAUCACGUACCCCGUUCAGAAGAUCUUCUUCCGGCAGCAGCUGUACCGCAUCAAAACCUGGGACGCCAUCCUGCAGUUGAGGAAGGAUGGGUUCCGCAACUUGUACCGGGGAAUCUUCCCCCCACUGAUGCAGAAGACGACCACGCUGGCGCUUAUGUUUGGUCUGUAUGAGGACCUGUCGUGCCUGCUCCGCAAGCACGUGAGCAACGCUCCUGAGUUUGCCACGCGAAGUGUGGCAGCGCUGCUUGCCAGGACAACAGAAGCCAUUCUCACUCCAUUGGAAAGGGUUCAGACUUUGUUUCAGGACCACAAGCAUCGCGAUAAGUUCACUAACACUUACCAGGCCUUCCGGGCGCUCAGAUGCCAUGGGGUUGCAGAGUAUUACCGAGGCUUGGUCCCCAUCCUUUUCCGAAAUGGGUUCAGCAAUAUCCUUUUUUUUUUUUUUUUUGGCCUUCGAGGGCCCAUUAAGGAGCAUCUGCCUACUGCCACUACACAGAGUGCACAUCUGGUCAACGACUUCAUCUGUGGAGGUGUGCUCGGAGCCAUGCUGGGCUUCUUAAGCUUCCCCGUUAAUGUUGUAAAAGCUCGAAUACAGUCUCAGAUUGGUGGGCCGUUCCAGUCUCUUCCCAUGGUUUUCAAGACAAUCUGGAUAGAACGGGACAGGAAACUGAUCAAUCUUUUCAGAGGUGCACAUCUGAAUCACCACCGCUCGCUCAUCUCCUGGGGAAUAAUCAAUGCAACUUAUGAGUUUUUGUUAAAGAUUGUGUGAUAAGGUCACUACCUGAGAUGUUAUUCUCAACUGAGUAAACCUAAGGAAAAUGCAAUUUGGCUUUGUUCCUAAUUGGCUUAAAUACAGGUGGUGUCAUUAAGAUCAAGCCCUAAUUACGGACAAAGCCUUGACAAACAGUGCAGAUUUCAGUGGGCAGGGGUCAGGGUUGGGGUUUGGUCAUUUCUCCAGAGCCUCAGGCUGUUGCCUGGGAACCAGCCUGUACCUGAUGGCCUUUCAGGGCAACUGUCAUGGGAAUAGAUCUCAUCCUCCCGGAAGGGUUGCUAGGCCUUCUGUGUGGAAACUGUGGUGUCAGCAGCAGCCAGAGCACAUGCUCCUGGCCCAGGGCUUCUCAGGCUCACUCUCACCUCAUGUAUUUUGUCUCUGCUCGUAGGAGAGUCAUCGUCAUUAAACCCGAGCUCUGCAUGGAGGACUGGAGCAGAGGUGGCGCUCAGUGCCAUGGCUGUGGCUCCAUGAUGAAUUGUUGGGGUUAGCUUUGAAAUGACGUGCUGUUAAGAUAGCCAUUCUCCAAACUAUUUCUGUUCAGUUUUGAUAGAAUUAAGCAGCUAGUGAAAGCUUCCAUUUUACUGUUUAGCUUUGAACAUUUUCUGCUUAAUUCUGAAUAUGACUUUAAGCCCUUCCAGAAUGUCCUUGUGCUGUUUUUACUGAAUUAAUUGCCAAAAGAUCGGGUGCCCUAGUUAACACAUUGUGUGUUUCACCGCUGUAAGCGGUUCACUGCAAGCUCUACUGUUUUGCUUGACUUGUUUGUGCUACUGGUUUGGACACAGCCGACCAGUGGGGACACUGUCCCUUGUGAGUAGUAACUAUCAUGUCUGUCCUGUUCUCUGGUACUAGACUUUAAAAAAUAAACACUUCCAUAUAGUUUUACUUUGGGUAUCUUAAUACAGUCCCAGGUCUUUUUUUCUGGUUUCUCAGUGUUGCAGAGUAAGGUAAGGAGCAGAGGCUGCUUCCCCUCCAUCCAGCCCCCUCUGUCUCUGAAAAGAAAGAUGUCAAGGUUCUGACACUCUAGGAGCCCGGUUACCACUGUGCCACUUAAAAGUGUCUGCUCUAGGGUUUGGGGAUUUAGCUCAGUGGUAGAGCGCUUGCCUAGUCCCCAGCUCUGAAAAAAAGAAAAAAAAAGUGUCUGCUCUAAGUAACAGCACUGACUUCUGGGGCUCACUCAGGUAGGACUCAACUGGCUGGAACCAGGCCAAGGAGCCACACAGUUAUUUUCUGAGUAAAUAUUGUGACAAGACUAACAAUUCAACUGAAAUAACAUGUCUGGAGAAGUAGCUUAGAAUGUUAAAGAAGCUGUCUGUAAACACCACAGGUAAACUUGUUUCCCAGGAUUUGACACAAGAAAGUCAGUUUCUUUGUUUUUUUUAAUGGUGCUAGGGAUUGAACCCAGGGCCUUGCACAUCCUAGGCACUUGCUGUCCCGCUGAGCUACACUCCAGCCUCCCAAUUUUUGUUUUACUUGAUUUUAUUUUGAGACCGGUUCUCAACAUUCUGACUUCUGAAUGCUGGGAUUAAAGGCAUCCCCAGUCCUUAAGGAUAAGUUUCUUACUAACAGUUUUUCAUCUUAAGGUAAUUGCAUACAAGUGUGUGUGUGUGUGUGUGUGUGUGUGUGUGUGUGUGUGUGUGUGUACAUGUGCGUGCACCUUCAGGCUGAAACCAGACCCUUAACUGGAGUUUCUGGGGAAGGUAAUCCAAAACAGCUCUUUACCUCUAACUCCACUAAAGCUGGUUAAAUGAAGCUAACAUCACCCGGCUGUAAGGGUUGGGAGCCCAGUAAGUAUUGGGGUGGCAGAAAUGGAGGUCAGUGGCUUUGGAGCAACACUGAUGGAAGAGUUGGUGCGGUAUGGUGUGGUGCAGACGUUAAGGGGCAAAUGUGAGGACUCAGCAGACAAGCAUUUGACGGAGAUCCAUUUGAGUAGUACUGUGUCUCAGUUAUGAUUAGGUGAGAACUCUCACUAAUGAGAUAGCGCCUCGGUUCCUGACCCUCGUGUCCACGUGCAGUCUUGUGCACCCAUGGCCUGUCCAAAUGCAGCACAGGGGGAAGAGGGGGUGAGUUAAUCAGGGACUACACUUGCUUGGCCCUGAGUGUCAUUGGCCUUCAGAGAGAGGAAGAGGCCUUGUUCUCUUACACUCCAUGCAGGUGGUUGUGUUAGUUGUAAAGCACUCCUGUGACGUGCAUUUAAGGGUAGUGCUUUUGCUUUGCUGUCCUAAUUAUGUGGCAUUCCUAAUGCUUUUUAACUUUUAAACACUUUGUCACCCUUAGAGUUCUUGAAGACAAGAUUGCAAUGUAUUACAGAGGUGGCUUUGUCUCUGAUAACUUUGACAAAAUUCAGAACUUGUGACCCACUUUGAACUUUUAUGUCAGACUGUAAUUAAUAGAGUCUUAACUAGUACAGUGAUAUUUUUUAAAAGCAAAAAGACUAAAGAACUCUCCGAAAAGCUUUAAAGUGGCCUUUGUGUUACAUGCGUGGCAUGGGUGGCUCAUGAGUGCAGGACACGAGUGAUUCCUGUGUCCUAUCUGAUGUCACCAGGAACCUACGAGUUUCGCAUUUAACACACGUCAGUGCCAUAAACCCUCAGGACUGCAGCAGAGUCAACACACAUCUGCAUUGUGGCAAAUUGGUGUUCGGCUUCUUUUGUGGUUAGAAACAGAUGUGUGUGCCUAUCAGCAUUUAUCUCGUGGUUGGUCUUAUAAUCACUUGCUAUAUAUUGUGACCCUGUGCAAUAAAGCAGAAUUGUACAUACAUAGUUCUAUUUGGGUACCUGAAAUUCCUAAGCUCAAUUACAAUGUAGAUAAACUUGUAAGGUUUAGAGGACUGGCCUCUCGAGUAAGUGGUUAACAGAGAAUGAACCCUGGUUCCAGGGUGGUAUGAGCCGAGUUGGUGUGGUCACAGCUGAAUCAGACUGUUAGCAGUAAGGCAUUCAUACUUGGAUUCCCUAUGUCAAAUGUAUUUUUUUCUCAUAUACAAAUAAAUGCAUAUCAAAAAUGAAAAAAAAAAGAA
Messenger RNA from Rattus norvegicus (Norway rat), 4249 nucleotides. NCBI's taxonomy places the organism in Eukaryota, Metazoa, Chordata, Mammalia, Rodentia, Muridae. The record is from RefSeq and is a predicted model, not a curated record.